AUGAGACGCCGGCCUGCUAGAUGCUAUCGUUACUGCAAUAAUAAGCCAUACCCCAAGUCACGCUUCUGUCGUGGUGUGCCUGAUCCAAAGAUCCGAAUUUUUUAUUUGGGCCGCAAGAGAGCCAGAGUGGAUGAGUUUCCCCUCUGCGUGCACAUGAUCUCUGACGAGUACGAACAGCUCUCGUCUGAAGCCUUGGAAGCUGGUCGUAUCUGUGCCAACAAAUACCUGGUAAAGAAUUGUGGUAAAGAUGCUUUCCACCUACGAGUUCGUUUGCACCCCUUCCACAUCAACCGCAUUAACAAGAUGUUGUCGUGCGCUGGAGCUGAUAGGCUUCAGACAGGUAUGAGAGGAGCUUUUGGGAAACCCCAAGGAACAGUUGCACGAGUCCACAUUGGUCAGCCAAUAAUGUCGGUGCGUGCCCGUGAAAACCAGGAGGUUGCUGUUGUUGAGGCUCUGCGUCGUGCAAAGUUCAAGUACCCAGGCAGACAAAAGAUUGUUGUCUCCAAGAAAUGGGGCUUCACUAAGUACUCCCGCCAGGAGUUUGAGCGCAUGAGGGCUGAUGGUCUGUUGGUCCCUGAUGGUGUCGGCGUCCAGUACAAGCCAAACCACGGUCCACUUGAUGCAUGGAAGAAGAGGGUGUCUGCAGUGGAGCGCUAA
This is a messenger RNA of Candidula unifasciata, 657 nucleotides long. NCBI's taxonomy places the organism in Eukaryota, Metazoa, Mollusca, Gastropoda, Stylommatophora, Geomitridae. The record is from the annotation of a GenBank genome assembly.